UGUUGUGUCCUCUGUCCUCUCUGUCCUCUGACUCUGUGAUCAUCAGAUGGACAGCAGAAGUUCACUGUAAACUGACUGCAGAGAGUCUGUCCUCUGUGUCCUCUGUGCUGAUGUGCUCAGUGUCCUCUCUGUCCUGUGUGGUGACGUCCUCUCUGUCCUCUCUGUCCCCUGUAACGACGUCCUCCCUGUCCCCCGUCAGAUCCUGGUGUAUGAGGGGGAGAUGGAGCGGGCUCAGGGACAGCUGGAGGUGGAGAUGCAGAAUCUGGAGGAGGAGAAGAACCGCGUGAUCGAGGAGGCGUUCAUCAGAGCCGAGAGCGAGAUGAAGGCCGUCCACGAGAACCUGGCAGGUGUGCGGAUGAACCUGCUGAGCCUGCAGCCGGCCCUCAGGACUCUCACCUGUGACUACAACUGUCUGAAGAGACAGGUCCAGGAGUUUCCCUUCAUGUUGGACAAGGCCAUCACAGAGGCCAAGCAGGAGGUGAGUCCCACUCU
Epinephelus lanceolatus (giant grouper) is the source of this 492-nucleotide messenger RNA. The record is from RefSeq and is a predicted model, not a curated record. Lineage: Eukaryota; Metazoa; Chordata; Actinopteri; Perciformes; Serranidae.